Molecule: messenger RNA, 387 nt
Organism: Xyrichtys novacula (pearly razorfish)
Lineage: Eukaryota; Metazoa; Chordata; Actinopteri; Labriformes; Labridae
Source: the annotation of a GenBank genome assembly
CGUGCCGCUUUAUCCAGGAGCAAACAUGUCUGGUCGUGGAAAGGGAGGUAAGGGACUCGGAAAAGGGGGCGCCAAGCGUCACCGUAAAGUUCUCCGUGAUAACAUCCAGGGAAUCACCAAACCCGCCAUCCGCCGUCUGGCCCGUCGCGGUGGUGUAAAGCGUAUCUCCGGUCUGAUCUACGAGGAGACCCGCGGAGUCCUCAAGGUCUUCCUGGAGAACGUGAUCCGUGACGCAGUCACCUACACCGAGCACGCCAAGAGGAAGACCGUCACCGCCAUGGAUGUGGUGUACGCCCUGAAGAGACAGGGCCGCACUCUGUACGGCUUUGGAGGUUAAAUCUGAUCCUGAUCCUGAUCCAACCUUACCGAAACCAAAGGCUCUUUUAA